GGGUUGUUUGUGUUUUGGUUCUAGUAAAAGGGGAAGUUGCAAGAAGAAAGAAAAAGGAGGAGACGUGAUCGGGGUUGUUGAAAUUAUUUGUAUGUUCAACAAUACGUAUCUGUCCGCACUGCGACCUUUAUUUUGUGUAUAGACUCGUGUGUGGUAUUCUGUGUUCGUCAACCGCCUGGCACUCAGCUGAAGCCCUGACAGCAUAGUCAGACGUGCGGGACAAACACUGACCGGGGGAUCUGACUAGGCCAUGGCCAACAGGGGAGGAGCUACGAGACCCAACGGGUCUAACGCUGGUAACAAGAUCUGCCAGUUCAAGCUGGUACUUCUGGGGGAGUCGGCAGUGGGCAAGUCCAGCCUGGUGCUCCGCUUCGUCAAGGGACAGUUCCACGAGUUCCAGGAGAGCACCAUUGGAGCGGCCUUCCUGACCCAGACAGUAUGUCUAGACGACACAACGGUGAAGUUUGAGAUCUGGGACACGGCAGGACAGGAGCGCUACCACAGCCUGGCGCCCAUGUAUUACAGAGGGGCGCAGGCCGCCAUCGUGGUCUACGACAUCACAAAUGAGGAGUCAUUUGCGCGGGCCAGGAACUGGGUGAAGGAGCUGCAGAGACAAGCCAGCCCCAACAUUGUCAUCGCCCUGUCUGGCAACAAGGCUGACCUCGCCAGCAAGAGAGCCGUGGACUUCCAGGAUGCCCAGUCAUAUGCAGACGACAACAGCUUACUCUUCAUGGAGACGUCGGCCAAGACAUCUAUGAAUGUGAACGAGAUAUUCAUGGCUAUUGCAAAAAGAUUGCCCAAGAGCGAGCCUGCGGCCACAGGAGCUAACAGCGGACGGAACAGGGGCGUCGACCUAACGGAAGCCGCCCAGCCAACUAAGGCCCCCUGCUGCAGUACUUAAAGCGAAAUCACCCCACACUGCAGUAACUAAUGUGAUGACCCCCGCCCGCCCAAAACUCUCUGAUCUGCAGCAAUGAAAAAAGAUGCCCUUUGAACCCCCUUCCCAUUCUACCCUUCUCCUCCUCUCUGCAGUAACUAAUGCAAAGCAACGCCCUCAUCUAUAGUUCUCUCAACGACGCCCUGCCCCUCCCUCUCCCCUACUGGUUCUGCUGUUACUAAUUGAGACACCUUCCUCCUUCUUUUCUGAAAUUAGUGCCCGCCUUCCCUACCUCAUUCUUCCUGACUAUUGGCAAGCAGCAGGACUAAGGGACGGGGCAACUCUGAUGGUGGUCUCAUCUCCUGGGUAUAGCUACAGACUAUCGCUCUGUGUUUCUAACACAAUCUCUGUCCUUUCUGUUUGUUUUUUUGUUUUGUUGAUUUUUUUUUAUAGUGGGAAUUAUGGAUGCAUGUAUCACUACAUGGCCUAACUUGAUGCUGAGAAAAAAUCUGUGUUAACUUUAUUCAGCGGCACAAAAACAUAUAUUUGAGAGGGGGAGGGUCUCCAAAGGUUUGCGAGGGCUAAUUCUAAAGAAAAGGCUGUUUAGUAGUGGUCUUGGGUUCCUUCUAGUUUCUCUCUGUUCUCUGUCUACCCUUAUCUGUCUCUUGAGUAAUGUAUUCAUAUGCUUUGCCCACUAAACCUUUAGUACCGCUAGUAUAGAGUUUCUCCCUUCUGUCUCUCUUUGUCCCAUCCCAGGGCCUUGCCUGCUUCUAAUGAUCAGCCCCAAAUCAAACCCUAACCCCUUAGGUACUUCAUGUAGGUCUGAGAGGAUUUGAGAUCUAAACAAUCGGGUGAACAUUCCACCUAGCCUAUCGGAGGGCAAGGUGGAGCGAUCCCCAUAAUGCUCUCAGGUCUACCUAAGGGGUUAGAGGGCAAUUUGGGAUUGGGCAUAGCUGUCCUAGUGGCAUCGUGCAAUGGUUCACAGUAUUGGCUCUGUGAUUUCUUCAGUGUCUGCAAGGACCUUCACACUGCAAAGCAACCUGCCUCCACACCCACCCCAACCCUACCUGCUAUCACUUCCUUGCCCUUCCCAACCAUACCUGCUAUCACCACCUUACUCCCCCCAACCCUACCUGCUAUCACCACCUUACUCCCCCCAACCCUACCUGCUAUCACCACCUUACUCCCCCCAACCCUACCUGCUAUCACCACCUUACUCCCCCCAACCCUACCUGCUAUCACCACCUUACUCCCCCCCAACCCUACCUGCUAUCACCACCUUACUCCCCCCCCAACCCUACCUGCUAUCACCACCUUACUCCCCCCCAACCCUACCUGCUAUCACCACCUUACUCCCCCCCCAACCCUACCUGCUAUCACCCUCUUACCCCCACCAACCCUACCCGCUAUCACCACCUUACCCCCACCAACCCUACCUGCUAUCACCACAGUAUGGCAUCGGGCCUCUGAGACUUGUUCACAUGUUCACCUUACCCCCCCCCCCUGAAUGCCAAGUCUCCAGACCCCUUUCCAUCCUGACCUGAUGGUCUCUGUCCGAGGGAGGGGUUACAUCCUGAUCCAUUCUGGUUACAAUGUCAGCUGAUGUUCAUUACGUCUCAACAUGUAAUGGAUGAGAUUAGGUCAUGGUUCAGGUUAUGAGGCCUGUCCAGGUGUAAACAAGAUGCUGGCUGGAAGGCAGCUGUUUUCCACUUGGAGAGACAGGGGAGCAUGAUGAGAUGACCUCUGUAGGUGUUGAGAGAGGGGAACAUGGUGAGGUGACCUCCGUAUGUAUUGAGAGAGGGGACCAUGGUGAGGUGACCUCUGUAGGUGUUGAGAGGGGGGAACAUGGUGAGGUGACCUCUAGGUGUUGAGAGAGGGGAACAUGGUGAGGUGACCUCUGUAGGUGUUGAGCGAGGGGAACAUGGUGAGGUGACCUCUAGGUGUUGAGAGCUUCUUCAUUAGGAGCCAGCUGACACUGUGGCCCUGGGUGUGUCCCAAAUGUCACCCUAUUCCCCAAAUCGUGCACUGCUUUUGACUAAAGACCUGGUCAAAAGUAGUGCACUAUAUAGGGAAUAGGGUGUCAAUCAGGACGUCUCUCUUUGUCAUGGUCACUAUUCCUCCCCUGUUCUUUAGGAAGUGCUGUGGGUGUGGGGUUGUGUGUACACAGAGGGAGACUGGACUGUUUGGUGAUAAAACAUCCUCAGAGACAACAAACACAGUCAGACGCAGGUUUAUUUCUCUAAACCCUUCCAGAUCUAAAUAACACACACAAGCUAAAACACGGCUCGCUCACACAUGUACACUUUUGUGUUAUUCUUAAACCCUGGACCUGUUACACACACACACACACAACCCGUCCUGAUCAAUAACUCUGUCCAGGUCUCUUCCUCAUGCCUUGCACUAAUGAUUCUCAUGAAUAUAUCUUGUCAUAAUUACAGCCAGUGUGAUAUAAAUAUAUAUAUAUAAUAUACUGUACAUAGGGUAUUGCAAUGUAGUCUACUUUUUCCAUUUACAGUUGACAGGACUAAUGCUUGCUAGGGAGUUGUCUAGAUAAUCAUUAAACUGUACAGUUAGCAGAAAACAGCUUCAGUGUGGGUUUGGAGUUGUUUUUUUUCCCCUCCACAAAAAUGUUUAAAUUAUAAUCGAUGGUGGUCUUUAUAAAUGUAAGUGUUAUUAACAAACAAAAAUAUCUUGCAUUUCUUUAGUGGUCUGACUUAUACUUUAUUUCUCAAGAAAAGCUAAAUGAUUAUUUUUUGGUUUCUAUUUUUUAACAUUCUCUCUCUCUCACAUUUCACUCAUUUGUGAGUGAUCUAAAGUUAGGAUGUCCUGUCCGGUACUCCUCAUCCCACUAGAACUGAAGUCACACACAGUACACUGUCUGGCUGUUGAAUCCCUGUUGGAGCAAAGCGAAAAGGAUUUGAAAAAAAUUAACUUUCCGCUUGUCUUAUAACGUCUCAGUAGGAAUGUAACGACGUUGUGGGAACAAUGUUAACAACCUUAGUAGGAGAAGAAAGACGGCUCUGUUCUACUGUUGGGGUAUUAGCUGGUGGAUCAUGAUGAUGAAUAAAUGGAUUAACUCAUAGGGAUGUACAUUGUAUACAUUUUUGUUGCUGUGGCCACUUAAUUGCAGCCGGAAAAAAUAAAAAUAAAUGCAAGCAUU
This is a messenger RNA of Oncorhynchus kisutch (coho salmon), 4037 nucleotides long. RefSeq names its product ras-related protein Rab-5A-like. Bases 251 to 901 code for a protein of 216 amino acids. The record is from RefSeq and is a predicted model, not a curated record. The transcript has 6 exons. Gene Ontology annotation, molecular function: GTPase activity; GTP binding. Lineage: Eukaryota; Metazoa; Chordata; Actinopteri; Salmoniformes; Salmonidae.